Molecule: messenger RNA, 2750 nt
Organism: Octopus sinensis (East Asian common octopus)
Lineage: Eukaryota; Metazoa; Mollusca; Cephalopoda; Octopoda; Octopodidae
Product: ubiquitin carboxyl-terminal hydrolase 34-like
Exons: 16
Coding region: 592-2391 (599 amino acids)
Biological process (GO): protein folding; chaperone-mediated protein complex assembly
Cellular component (GO): nucleus; cytosol
Molecular function (GO): protein-folding chaperone binding; Hsp90 protein binding
Source: RefSeq, a predicted model, not a curated record
GAUAAUGACGUAGUGUUGCUCUUGCUGUUUCAGGUUGCGUCACCCUCUGCACCAAACGAUAAUGACCAUCACAACAUUGGAAAGGAUGAUGUUGAAACGGAUGGUUAUCCAUCGUAUGCUGUAGAACUACUGGAUAAUACAACAACAGCUGGUUCUGAAGACUGUGAUGAUGAUGAUGAUGAUGAUGAUGCUGAUAAUAAUAAUAAUAAUUAUAAUAAUAAUAACAACAAUAACCACAGUGUGGGUCAGCAGUUGGUCAACUGGAAGAAAGCAGUGUCCAGAGAUGGUUAUUUUCAGCCGGUGUUUGAAGAGUCCGAGACAGCUUUCCAGAUAUUCACUCCUUCGGCUGACAAGCUUGUCACAAUAUGCCGUAUCCUGUAUUGGAAGGAAGACAAGUCAGGACUUAAACUCACUGCUAACUUGCUUGGAAAAUACACAAAAGUCUGUCUGAAGUACCCUGAGAGACUCAUUGCACACAGAUACCCUGAAAGCCUGCUCAAACUGUUAAACUACACAGAAGACCUGGUUAUCUUUAACACCCUAAUAGCAAUCCUUAAAGGACUCUGUCAACACCGAAGUGUUUAUUGUAAUAUGGAAAGCAAUGGUCUUUACUAUGUGUUAACGAAUAUUUUAGAAGUGAACAAAGACGAGGCCAUCCUCCAGGCAGUGCUACAGCUGGUCCCAGAUUUACACAGCUUUCCAGGCAGACUGAAAAACAAACAAAAAAGUUCCAGUGCUGCUUGUUCCUUAUUUUUAACAAUUUCUAAAUUACUGAACAGUGCUUUUUCACCCAAAAUGAAGAUAUCAGUUUGCCAGAUGUUGUACUCACUCUGCCAGGAUGAUAUCACGGUGAGUUUGCUGCUUCUCCAGUCUCAUAUGUGUCCCCACUUGUUAGCAGAAUUUGUCAAUGCUGAUGACCACGAUCUCUUGGAAUCAUACUUGUCAUUGUUCUGUAUUCUUAUAAAAUUGGAAAGUGGCCUCGAUGAACUGAAGCGUGAAAAGCCAAUCCAUUCCAUUCUGCAGAUCAUCAAAGACAGAAAGUGCAGCAAGUGUGUUCAUAUUUGUCUUCAAGUCUGCAAGCACCUUUCGGAACAAAGCCGGAAAAGCAAAACGUUGCUCCUGGAAUUAAACAUCGUUCCAAUUCUAAUGAGUUUUAAGGAAGCUUUAGCCAGUGUUGCUUCUGUUGGGAGUUCUGAUUCUACUGCUGCUGCCGAUAAUUGUGAUAAUGGUAGUCGUCAUAGUAAUGAUGAUGACGAUGAUGAUGACGAUAAGAAUGGUGGUGAUGAUGAUAAUGAUGGUGAUGAGAAAACUGGUGCUCAGAACGGCGAUCACACUGUUGUUGGUGAUGAUGAUGCUGAUGAUGGACAAGAUGUGGGUGAUCACAGUGUUGGUAACGGUCAUGUUGAUAACGACGACGACGAUGAUGAUGAUGGUGACGGUGACGAGAAAAAUGGUGCUCAGAGCAGCGAUCAUGCUGUUAGUGAUAAUGAUGCUGUUAAACUUGACAAAGAUGAUGGUGAUGAUGAUGAUGAUGAUGAUGAUGAUGAUGAUGAUGAUGAUGAUGAUGAUGAUGAUGAAAAGAAUGACGAUCAUGUUGAUGAUGAUGAUGAUGGUGAUGAUGCUGAAGGUGAUCAUUAUAAUGAUGUUACCAAUGAUGAUGAUGAUGGUGGUGGUGGUGGUGGUGGUGGUGGUGGUGGUGGUGCCGGUGGCGGCAGCUUUUAUGAUGCAGACUCUUUGCGGAUCUGUGAAGAGUUACUAGAGAACCUGACUGUGAGAGUCAUGCCGUGCCUCGAUGUGCAGCAGCGGCCUUCUUCCGAUGGCCUCCCCCCGACGACCAGUGGCACCAACAACAGCUCCCCUGCAAUUUACUGGUGCCAGAACAAAUUCCGGUUACUGGUGACAGCCGAGAUGGACCGUGCUGAAGAUUUCACUGCAGGCUUUGAUGAGACUGCAAUCCGCAUUCGGCCAGUGGUCAGCACAGAACCGGUUUUAGCAACCUAUGAACUUUAUGACAAAGUGGUCAUCUCCAAGUGUUUUGUACGUCACAAACCAAACAACAUACAGAUGUCGCUGGCAAAAUCAGACCCUGCUUAUUGGCCUCGUCUCUUGGAGACAACAGAAAAGUUUCCAAAUAUUCACAAAGACUUUGGAAGGUUUGAAAUGGACUUUGAUGAUGACGAUGAUGAUGACAACAAGGCUUUCGAAGAGGAAGAAGUCGUUCCUGAUGACGAUAACCCUUUCACACUGAAAGUGAAAGUACAAGUAUCAAACAUUCCUGAAAUUUCGCAGACCAUUCUACCAGAUUACGAGAAUUCCGAUUCGGAAAGCAGCCUGGACAUUGAUAGAAUCGACGAUUACGAUCGCUUCAACAUUUACGACGUAAAAUACUGACACAUUGCAAGCUGGGACUAAACCCAACUGCCUGUCAUUGAGUUUCAGCCGACACCCAUUGUGCCCUCCACUGUCCACCUGUGUCUGGUUCUUUACAACUUCUGUGAUAUUUCUUACCAUUUAACCAUUGCUCUUGAUGGAGCAACAAUAGACCAGUGUCUUGGUGAGCCACACCAUUAGACCGACUUAAUCACUGCUGUGAUUAACGAGAUAGGUUGUUAAUUAAACAUUUCAUAUUUAAACCGGCCGAAAUAUUCAGCCCUGUUUUAUCUUCAGACUGGCCGGAUCUGACCUCUCGCACAUUUCCGACAAUGUUAUUCUGCAAAUAAAGAGUCUUAUGUCACGGAAGUCUCAAAGCU